CGUAGAGCGAGUGGAACGAACAUGUGAGCGUUAGCAGUGGUGUUGUUGUUAAAAUGAUAUUCACUUAAAAUUAUUUUACUGACGGAAUAUAAUAGAGAUCGUGCGAGUUAUAUGGCUUUAUAAUGUCUGAAGCCACGACUCCGGGAAGAAAGGGCAAUCUGACUGGCAGUGCCAGAAAGUUAAAGGAUGACGCAGCUGACUGGCACAAUCUCAUCAUGAAAUGGGAACGCCUGAAUGAUGAGGGAUCCACCAUUGCGACUAAAAUAGUCAAUCUAGGACUGAGCAAAAAAUCAUUUAGUGAGUCUGACAUUGUGAUGGAAGGAGACUCGGCUGAUGUGAUCCAUUCAGAGAGUAAUCUGACACGGAGCAACAGAGAGCUGGAGGAUGAAUGUGUCAAAUUAAAGGACGUUGUAGACAAAAUGGCAAAUAUAUUGUUAAAGAUGGAGAAGAUGGUCAAUGCUGAGCGUGGGAUUUGUGAGUUAGAAGCAGUUCAGUAUGGAGAGAAAGGAAGACCAGCACCACUGUUUCUUACUUGGUCCACACAACAGUUUGCUGAUGUAUCUUCCAAACUUUACGAAUCUUACAAGCAGGAGCUUGCACUAAAACAGACUAUCCUACAAGAAUUAGCUCACACUUCUAAUGCUGAUCUCUCCAUGGUUUAUCUCUCAUCAUGGCUGUAUCAACCUUACAUUGAAGACAGUGGAAAACUGAAACUGGAAAGUUUGCUGUUGGAAACGGGUCACAGAUCUCUGUAA
Messenger RNA from Triplophysa rosa, 755 nucleotides. RefSeq names its product cyclin dependent kinase 2 interacting protein (gene cinp). NCBI's taxonomy places the organism in Eukaryota, Metazoa, Chordata, Actinopteri, Cypriniformes, Nemacheilidae. The transcript has 5 exons. The record is from RefSeq and is a predicted model, not a curated record. The coding region runs from base 123 to 755 and encodes 210 amino acids.